This is a messenger RNA of Ruditapes philippinarum (Manila clam), 1580 nucleotides long. Its product is annotated as solute carrier family 35 member B1-like. Bases 353 to 1384 code for a protein of 343 amino acids. Lineage: Eukaryota; Metazoa; Mollusca; Bivalvia; Venerida; Veneridae. Gene Ontology annotation, molecular function: UDP-galactose transmembrane transporter activity; UDP-glucose transmembrane transporter activity. The record is from RefSeq and is a predicted model, not a curated record. Gene Ontology annotation, cellular component: endoplasmic reticulum membrane; Golgi membrane. The transcript has 7 exons. Gene Ontology annotation, biological process: UDP-galactose transmembrane transport.
AAGAGAGGUAUAGAUUGUUGUUUUUUUAUUGGUUUAACGUAAAGUCAUUCUUCACAUACACACUGUUAUUGAUACCGGUAAAACGUGUACAUGACUGUAUAACGAAUAUAAUUUUCAAAUUACUACAUGAACCAGUGCUUUUGAAUUAAUAUACCAGUAACAUAUAAUAAAUUAAUACUUGAUCCUUUAUAUAGUGAGGAUAUUCUACAGUGAAAACAGAUUCCAUACCACAACGAGAGUUAACUUUUCUGUACUGUAAAAACUUGUAUCAAGGAAGUAAACUGGACAGCGUGGAUUUGCCAUGUGUCAACACUAUUAAAUUAACAGACUGAAUUUACUGCAUGGACGUUCAAUGGCUAAUGUUAAAAUUAGUAUAGAUGAAGUGGGACUUAUAUCACAAGUCACAGAAAAUGUUGAAAAGGAUCAAGAAAAAAAGGAUUUCAGAAAGUUUCUGAUUUGUGCACUAGGGAUAUUUGUUUGCCAUUUUAUAUUGGGAAUAUUACAAGAAUCUAUAACAAAAGGCAAAUAUGGCUCAGGAGAUCAUGAAGAAAAGUUCACCUACACUUUGGCUCUGGUUUUUGUACAGUGCAUUAUUAAUGCAAUAUGUGCAAAAUCAGCAAUGGCACUGUUUUCUAAAGACAAAGAUACAACUCCCAUGAAGAUGUUUGCAGCUUGUUCCCUGACUUACCUCGGAGCCAUGUUAGCCAGUAACCAGUCAUUACAAUACAUCUCCUACCCUACUCAGGUACUCGGAAAAUCUGUGAAACCGAUACCAGUGAUGAUACUCGGUAUCUUAUUUGCCGGAAAGCGGUACCCACCGGCGAAAUUCCUGUUUAUAUUGAUGAUCUGUAUAGGUGUGGCGAUGUUUAUGUUUAAAGAUAAGAAGCCAACCGCUAAAGAAGAAACUCAUACCUUUGGGUUUGGAGAAGUUUUAUUGAUGGUGUCACUGACGUUUGAUGGAUUGACUGGGGCUACUCAAGAUAGAAUGAGAUCAAAUCAUAAAACUGGGGCCUACCAUAUGAUGUUGUUUGUAAACUUGUUUUCAAUUCUGUGGCUGGCAUUAGGGUUGGUUUUUACUGGAGAAGGAAUAGCUUUCCUUGGUUUUGUACAAAGAUAUCCAUCUGUGAUGCCUAAAAUGGUAACAUUUGGUAUAGCCAGUGCUAUUGGGCAGGUGUUCAUUUUCAUCACUGUGACAUCAUUUGGUCCACUACCAUGUUCAAUCAUUACAACAACUAGGAAAUUUUUCACCAUAUUAGGAUCUGUUAUACUCUUCUCGAACCCAAUGUACCCUCGGCAGUGGGCUGGAACAGUUCUUGUAUUUAUGGGUCUUGGACUUGAUAGCGCCUAUGGAAAAGAAAAGAAAGAUGCAAAGUUGGAGAGAUAAUGUUUAUUUUUACUUAGGUUUUCAUUUUAUUUGUUUUCAUAGUUAAGUAUUUAUGUAUUUAUAAGUAUUAGAUACUUAUUUUAUGGUGAUAAUUCUUGAUGUUUAACACUCAAAAAAUUUUAGGAUGAACGUUUUUGUCUAUUUUUUCUAGUAUAAAUGCUGGUAUUAUAUCUUUUUGGAGCAUGUGUUGUGAAAC